AUGAUGGGUUUUAGGAAGCUGUGUCUGUUACUGCUGCUGAGCAGCUACACAUUGGCUCAGGAAGGCACUGACAUUAAUGAACAAACUUCAACAUGUCUGUUGGCAUCCACAUUCAAGGUCUAUAAGAAAUAUGUGUACCAGUAUACCACAGAGAGCAGAAAUGGUGUGGUGGGCACUGCCAACCUGAGGAACGGCCCUAAAGUUUCUUGUCGGGUAGAGAUUUAAGUCCCCCAAAUAUGCAGAUUCAUCAUGCACACCAGGGACUGUGUUGUCACUGAGAUGUCUGUCAUGGAUCCCUGGGGCCAUCCAGUCUACAAGCAGGCUCCUGGCUCUGAGGCCUUCCAGGCUGCCAUGGAACAGUUAAACCCUCUGAAGAUCACUGUAGAUGACAUCACCAGUAUCCAGCUUUACCCUGAGACAGAUGAGCCCGUCAACCUCCUUAAUAUGGGAAGACUUGUUUCGGCACUUAUGGUGCCAGUCAUGGAGAAUGAACAGAACAGCCUCAUGCAUCGCCCCAUUUCAAAGCUAAUCAAAAGCACUCAAGACUGCAACCAUCAGUUUGAUAACAAGGGAAAGAACAUCAUGACAGCCAUGUGCAUAGAAAAACGCAUCUAUCUGCCUUUCCUCCAUGGGGACAAUGGAAUAUUAUCCGCGGUGACCCAGGAUCUCAGCUUUCAAAGUUUUAAAAGGAUCAGCAACAGAGUAUUUGAUUUGAACCCUAGCCAGAGCAAGCCACUUCACUUUGAAGACCCUGACAAUAAAGCUCCAGUCCAGAUGAAGGACAGUGUUCUGAGCACCUUUCGGGACCUUGUAGCUUUGGCAGGUACAGACCUGGGUCAGAAGAGGACCAGCCUUUUCCAUAAGCUGGUGUCCAGCCUGCGACUCCUGAGGCAUGAGACCCUGAGCCAGACGGUUACUGAAAUGCUACAUAUGUCAAGGUGGCUCACCUGGCAGGCCCUGUUCCAGUGUGGAACCCCAUAGUGCACCAGUGCCAUCCUCCAGGCUAUCAUGACCAUUGAUGGGGUGUCACUACAGGUGGACGCUUUAGCCUAUGGGCUGAGUCUACAGGCUAACCCUGACACAGCACGUGUCAGAGGUAUGCUUAGCAUGGCUCACUAUUUAUACUGAGCCCUGCUAAGCAUGAAGCAGAGCAAAGCAAUCAUGUAUGCUCUGGCCAACACAGUCAAGAAGUUCCAUGAAGGAGAGGUUACUCCAGUGGUCACAGAUGUGUCAGAGUUCAUGGAGACACUUUUGAAUGACUGCUCGGGAGAAAUCCUUGAUUAUGACCCUGACUUUCCCACUGACCCUGAAAAGAUGUCCUUCCUUGUACUGAGGGUUGUUGGUGUCAUGGGUCAAACCAUGCAAGUUUUCAGCCCCAGCUUGAUUUCCUCUGUUUUACAGUGUACUAAGAAAACAGACAUUCCAUUCUCUAACCAAAAGGCAGCUAUAUAGGCCUUUAGGUUGAUGGACAUUAAUGAUCAGGUCAGAAAUGUUCUCAUGGGGGUAUAUCAAGACACUCAGAGCUCCGUUGAGAAACGCAUAGCAGUUUACCUGAUUUUGAUGAAGAACCCACAUCCUGCCAUAGUUAAAGUCAUUGUGAUCAAUUUGUAGAACAUGAGGGAUGAGCAGCUUAAGAGCUUUGUGGUCUCUCACAUGAACAACAUCCGCAACUUUGAUGAGCCACAAAUGUAUCAACUCAGGGAGUACAUUGAGUUGGCCUUGAGAGAUCAGCUAUCACCCACAAACAAGGUAUUUUAUGGUAUGCCACGCAAUUACAAAAUAGACUCUCCUUUAGGCUCAAUACAGAGCAACAUCAUCUUCAAUGGCAGGGAUCCUCUGAAAGAUAUUACAAACAGUGUCCAGAAGCUCAUGGAUGACAUGCAUUUCUCUCAAGCUCCUGAGGCCAUUGCCUAUGUUCGGCUUCUGGGAAAUGAGAUAGGAUACUUGAAGACCAGCAAAAUGAGAAAGAUGGCUGAGACUCUGUCCAUGUACUACCAUGUUUUCAUCGGGAUGCUAUCUAUGAAGAUCCUUUUUCCAUUGAUUUCUAGCACUGCCCACUAGAUCUUCCUAGAGAAUGCCCUCUCUCUACCCACUGCCUCUGGCUUUCCUCUGAAGUUGUCACUGGCUGGUGUGUUUGCACCUGGUGUCAAAGGAGGCCCGACUUACUCAGUUCCUAAGAAAAUGACUGACUUGUCCUUCAUGCCAUCAGUUGGGCCAGAAUUCAACCAAAUGGAUGUGCACAUUCCAGACUAUGUGGAGGCUGGGCUUCAGAUACACACUAAUAUGUACCCCGAAAGUUCCAUCGGUGCUAAAGUCACCGUGAACAGGAACCAGAUGAGACUGGGCCUGAGCACUGACUGGUGUGAGGACCCUAUUGGAAUUGCUAUCAACACGCUGCUGUUAGUGUCCUUUGGUCAAACAAAAAUAGUGCCAUCCCUGAUGGAGGACCGGACUAACUCAACUGACUGCCAGCCCCUGUUCAGUGGUCUGAAAUUCUGCACAAUACUGCGUUACUCCAAUGCUACUUCCAUGGACCAGGCCCCAUAUUACCCCCUGACUGGAGAAACCAGGUUUGCGGUGGAAAUCUAGCCCACUGGGGUUUCAGAGUACACUGCCACCAUCACUGAUGAAACGCUCAGGGAGGGUGAAAAGGGUAAUCAUAAAGUAGAGUCUCUGAAGCUAACCCUGAAGGCAGAAGGUGAGGAUUCAACAGAAGCCACUACCUCUCUGAAAUACAACCGGAAUAAGAAUGUUUUCACCACUGAUGUUGCCAUUCCUGACUAUGAUUUGGAAUCAGGCAUCAAGCUGGCUGUAAAUGAAAGUGAUGCUAAAGGAAAGAAGAUGCAAGGUUUCACCAUUGAUGUCACCAACAGGAAAAUUCCAGCAAGUAAGACUCUUGUUGGAUGCACAAAACUUGACAAAUAGAAGGAGGCCAUGCUUCAACUCCAGAUGGUCAUUCCCUCUCUGAAAACUGAUGCAUCUGUCACUGGUACCCUGAAGAAGGAUGGGGAUGUGCUCAUGGACAGUCCCACAAUGCAACCUGACUGCCGAGAGUUCAGUCAGAUAUUCGGGUGUGUAAUGCUAGAAGUGGAAAAUGUAGCCUUGACCCUCAAGUGGCUGGAUAAAUUAGCCGCACGCAUCCCCUAUCUUGCAAACCUGCGAAAUAAGAGGAGUAAAAGAGGUAUCUCAGAUCUCACCUUGCCAGCUCUGCCUGAAAAAAUGUUUCUGCAGUCUGACAGCUUGUUCCGAUACCAGUUCAACAAAGAUAAGAUGGCCAUCUCGCUUCCUCUUCCACUUGGAGGCAAAAACUCAGGGGAACUGAACAUCCCGACCACUUUGUUUAUUCCCUUCAUAGAUUUACCAGAGAUAGGCCUAUAUGUUCCUGCCAAAAACUAUUUAAUUCCAUUUAUCACUAUACCAUCUUCUUUGGAUUUCACUGUACCCCUUCUCGGUCUGGCUGAACCAUCCAGUAAGAUCAACAGCAACUUGUACUGUUGGGAAGGCUCCAUCACUGCGGGCAACUACACUGUCGAUGUCCCCAGCACAUUAUACAGUACAAUUGGUAUCAUUUCUUUUUGUCUAUGUCAAGGAACUGGGAUGAUGUCAGGAAGAGCUGACGACAAUCUCAAGUAUCUUCUGAAUAGUUCCUUCAGCCAUAGCCUCAUUGACACAAGCUUCAGUGUCUAAGAAACAUUAAAAGUAACAAACAAAUUGAAUGCAAAAGCCAACUAUAAGAUUGAAGCCACUAGUCUGGUAGGCCUGCAAGCUUCUAUCUGUUAUUCUGUUCAGUCAACAUCCACUCUAGACUCAGAUGAAGUCUCAAGAGAUGGCACCAUGGACGGGUUGCUUAAAAUAGAUUCAUUCUACACCAAUACCUCCUACACCCAUAGCUACAAUCUGCAAACUAGAACCAAUGACCAGAAGGACAUCUUCAAGAAUGUAGCAGAGCUCAAGUAUAAAGAUGUACAAUUGACCCUAAAAAACAAUCCUAUUGCCACAGUCAUGGGUAAAUCACUCAAUAACAAAGUUGAACUUGGUGUGUCCAGCCAUAUGGCCAUCCUCCAAAUUGUGUCACAGGCAGAUAAUGACACAAAUAGGGCAUACUCACUUAUAACAGGAUCCCUGGAUUCAAAUGGGCUUAAGAUAAACUCUGAGGGUUCCCUAACUUUUGACGCAGGUCGUGGAUUGCACAAAUGUUCUGUUAUGUUUGGAAGAAAUGGUCUGACCACAAUUGGAACUAACAGCAUUUAGUGCAGCCAUGUGACAAUGGAGAAUAUCCAAUGCGAAGCACAAAUUAAUUCGGAGCCUCUACAUUUUGACAGGACCAUUCGCACCAUGGCACUGCCUUUCAGCUUCACUAUUGAUGCUCUUCGCAAUAGUGGUGGAAAGUUGAAUCUAUAUGGGAAGCACACCAGAAAGCUAAAAUACAAUCUUGAUAAUAAACUUAAAGAAUUAAUGGAUCAGAUAGUGAUUCUAAUCAAGGAAUUCAAAAUUGAAGAGACUGUGUGGUCAGUGAUAGGUGGUCUGAAAUCUAUCAACUUUGUUUAUUAUAGAAUUAGGCAAUUUCUGCACAGUGUGACAAGCCAGCUCCGAGCAACUGACUUUAAGAUAAGCAUUGAUUAUCUUAAUGACCGAAUUUCUUCAAUGCUGAAGUUAAUGAUGGAAUUUGACUACAGUGCAUUUGUUGAUGAGACCAACAAGAAAAUUGCUGAACUAACAAAGUAUACCAAUGAGCAGAUUAAAAUAUAUGAGAGAGUGCAAAAAAUUGAGGCUGUUGGAGAAUUGUUUAGAGAGAUCCAACGCUCCAUCUUCACAUAUUUGGAUAAACUCAAAAACACAAAGGUGGCGGAUGCUCUAAAGAGACUGAAAAAUGUUAUCGACACUACAUUUUACAAUGACAUUAUGAUGAAAGUUCGGGAUAUGCUUGAGGACAUGAGACAAAGAAUCCUUGACAUGGAUAUCAGAGAUGAAAUAUACAUUCACCUCCAAAGAGCAAGUGAAUCCUACAGCAAUAUGGUUGUUUACAUUUCUGCACAAUUUAACCGACUGAUAUAAAAGAUUAGAAAAGUGGUGAAGGACAACAAGAUCAUCACCCAGAUGAAGCAAGCUGUAGAUGGAGUACUGGGUGCACUGAAAAGACCAGAGAUUGAAAUCGACAUUUUUAUUGUACUUCUUACUGACCUUUUCAUUCCAGGAUUCACAGUCAACCUCAACAAACUGCAGCAGAUAAGCGUUCCAGCUCAAAUUUCAGUCCCUGAGUUCACCAUUCUCAAUUCCUACACAAUUCCUGCCUUCACAAUAAACUUUGAUGAGAUCAAAGCAAAGAUUGUUGCAAUCAUAGAUUAAAUCAGAAAAUUUAAGAUCAAAACGCCUGACCCUGAGGAAAUCUUUGGUGACAUUAAAGUUACCUACCUAUCUGAACUACCAGAUCUCACAUUCCCAGAAAUAACUCUUUCAGAAAUAAAAUUUCCAGCCAUCAACAUCCCAAAAUUAAAUUUGAAGGACUUUGAAAUCACAAUGCUUCCUUUUCCAGAGAACAAAUUGCCUAAUGUUCCCAGUGAAUUGUGUAUAACAAUUUUCGGUAAACUCCAUGGAGAAUUUAGAGUGAACUCCCCACAGUACACUCUUGUAACCACAGGGAAGAUUGAGAACUCAACAUCCACACCUAAAAACCCACAACUUACAGCCACUAUUAUGUCUCAUGUCAAAUCACCCAUUGAGCCCCUUAAAUACACCUUUGAAGCCACAGCUCAGUUGGAAGCUCCCAGAAUGGAGAAGUUGCUAUUCACAGAAACAGUGAAAGCUACAUAUAUGGCCUUCUCCAUUGAUCAUGAAGGAUCCUUAACACUCAGGGGCUCUUCUGCUGAGGCUUCUGCCAAGAUUAUUACCAAGACAAUAACCUUAAUCUACACAGUGGACUUGGUCAACAAUAUGGCACUUACAUUGAAGAAUUGAAUCUCUGCAACCAAAGACAUAAACUACAACUACAACUUAGACAUCCCAGCAAUUGAAACUUCAAGUCAUGCAUCAAUAAAACAGAACAUAGCAGCCACAACGGAAUCUGGCAGAAUUACUGUGACCGGUGAAACUACUGGUAAUGGAAAGGGGUCCAUUAAAGACUACUCUGAUGAAGGUACACACACAAGCAGUGUAGUCUUCAACAUCAAUUUUAGGUCUGCCAAGUUAACUUUUGUUGGAGAAACAGACUGUAAGGCAUUGAAAUCAAAGCAAACACCGACUGCUGAAUCAGUGAUCUUAAGACAUAUCACUGUUGAAGCAAGAUAUGAAACUGAAGUUUCAUUUGUCAAGAAGAGUGUUAUGGUCAUAAAUGGGGAGACACAUACUGGGGGCUUGAAAGUUGCACAAACAGUCUCUCAUACUGCUGAGUUCACUGGAAGUCAGAUCGGAUCCAUGUCCAACUCAUUGGAAUUAAUGGCACAUCCAUUUGAGAUUGUGCUCGAUGUUAAGAAUAAAGUAGACUCAAAGAUUUUCCUCCCCCUGAAACUCACUGGUAAGGUGGAUCUCCUGCAUGAUUAUGGACUCAUACUAAACUCUGAGAAGCAACGUGCUUGUUGGUUUGCUUUGGCAAGAUUCAACGAGUACAAGUACAAUCACAACUUCACCGCAGAAAACAAUGAAAUAGACAUCUUCUUUCACUCAUCAGCUAAUGGGGAGGCUAAUUUGGACUUUCUGACUGUUUUUCUCUCUAUCCCAGAAAUAACUGUACCUUAUCUUGAAAUUAAAACCCCUGAGGUAAAACACCUUUCUCUGUGGGAAAAGGCUGGAUUAAAUACCUUGCUUGCCACUCCUCAACAGUCAUUUGAUAUGAACUUGAAGCUUCAUUACUACAAGAAUCGUGAUAUGCACAGCAGUGAAUUACAUCUUGAACCAAUUUACAGUGCAGUCAGUGACAAUGCUAACAUCAUCCAGGCUCAAUUUGAACAAUGUAGAGACAAAGUCAUUACACUUCUAAAAUGUUUCAACAACCAAGCAAAGUCACAGUAUAUUAAACACAAAAUUGACACUUCAACCCUUCCUCCUAGAAUCUUCACUCUCCCUGGAUACAAAAUACCAAUACUGAAUAUUGAUGUUUCUGCUUUCAGGGCUGAAAUGCCGGCUUUUAGCUACUUUGUUCUCAAAGUUCAAGCACUGGGUUUCUUUUUGCCAUCCUAUACCCUUGUGCUACCAUCUUUGGACUUACCUUUCAUCCAUGUUCCGGAAACUUUAAAAGCAAUAAUGCUGCCCAGUUUCACACUACUAGCCAUUCAAAACAACAUUGUGAUUCCAGCCAUGGGUAACAUAACUUGUACCCUCUCCUUGAAAUCUACGUUAAGUGCUAAUGCUGGCAUUUACAACCAGUCUGACAUUGUUGCUUGGUUUGGCGCUUGCUCAACAUCUGUGUUUGACAUUUUAAAUGGAAAAGUUGAUGGCACCAGUAGUUUGACAAGGAAGACAGGAAUAAAACUGGCCACCACUGUGUCCAUGAAGCAUAACAAUAUGGAACCAAACCAUGAAUGUACUGUUAGUCUUACCAAAAGGAGCAUGGAAGCUUCUGUUGCUAAAACUGAAAAAAUCAAUCUACCCUUCCUCAAUCUAGAAUUGAAUCAGUCUGUAGGCAAAGGAAACUUUCAUAUAAACUGGGCAUUGGAGGCACUUUCUUCCUAUCUGUCACUAGAGAUAUAGUCUGAGAUAAUGAUGAUGGAAGGUUGUAAAUUUGCUGGAGAUCUAGAGAAUGAAGCCAGUUUCUACUUUAAUGCAAAUCGUCUUUGUUCAACUGUCAGGACUGUCUUAAACCCAAACAUUAACAAACAGGACAAGCAAAGAAGCUCAAACAAUAAAAUCCUCCAGGUUGACUUGAAUAAGAACUUGGCUCUCUAUGUUUCCUUGUGGCAUAUGCUUACAACAGUUGAUUACACGAGCAAUAACAAUGUCGAUUCAGCAUCUUUCAAAACAAAUGGAAGACACAUUGCUAAAGGAGAACUAGAUUUUGUUCCUUUAACAGCCUUCAAGACUACGUUGAACAUUGAUGCAAGUCAGCCAAGUAGUUUCGGUCAUGCUGCACUCAUUCAGAGCAUCAAUCUUGCCAUCAGCUCAGAGAAGCAGUCCCUCAUCUGGAGUGGUAAGGAACAGCUGGCAUUUCUCAUCCAUGUUUAUGAUUUAUUCAUGUCUAAUGAUGAAUCUCAGGUAUGCAUGGAUUUGAUCGGAUCAGUGGAGGGCCACCUAGCUUUCUAGCUUUCAUCCCUCUGGGAUGUGCUCAAGUUUAAUCAGGUUAUAAAAAGGGAAAACAUACAAUUCCUUAACAUGUCUUACAACAUUGCAUACACAAAGACCAUGAAUGGCCAGGAGUAUGCAAUGCCAUCUAAACUAUUUGAAAAUGGAAUCACUUUCAGCAUCCCUGAGAUUAGCAUUACUGUGCCUUCUUGGGUAGAAGAAAUUCCACACUCCAUAAGGAACGUAGACCUGCGAUAUAAAAACUCUGAUAUCCCUGAUCAUCUCACUCUUCUCCCUGUGAUCUCAAUUCCAGCCUUUUUUCUGCCAUUUACCAGCUUGCAUGUGGAACCCUUUACAAUUGAUCCAAAGAAUCUUAACAUCCCUAAUGUGAUCACCACCACGGCCUUUCAAAUCAUGCUGCCUGGUUUGCCAAUAAUGUCAGUGCCAGGUUGUGAUAUUAAUAAAGAGUAUCUACAGGGGAAAAUGACAUUCCUUUCUUUCAAGAUGCCACAGUAUAGAAUUGCAGUCUCAUCUUUCACACUGCCAAAAUAUUUUACCAUUGGAGAGCAUACCAUCAGUCUAAAUGAAAUUACAAACCAGAUUUCAAACUUUGAUCUUCCAACCAUCGUCAUUCCAGAGUAAAUAAUAGAAAUCCCUGAAAUUGCCCUACAUCUGCCUUCUAGUGUGUUAAAGGUUUCCACUUUAAAGGUUUCCUCCCCUAUUUAUAGUUUGUCAGCAACUGCCAACCUGGAGAAAAAGGACUCUAGGCUUGUAAUUUCGCUGAAUUCCAUUUGCACUUCUACCAUGAUCUUCUUGGAGUAUGGCCUCUCUGCUAGUGCAAUGCUUGGAUUUGAUAAUGGAGUAAUCAAUGUAAAGGGGAAGUAAAACUUGAUUCACAGUGAUGUAAAUGUCGACCGGCAACAUGUUUUGGGACAAAACCUGAGGAUGAAACACAGAACCCUUCUGGCUGAUUCAGAGUCUUAUCAUACUCUCAAUGUUAACAUCAUCAGCCGAACAUUCGCUGAUGUGAGCUUCCGCUUUGCUUCCCGCAAAGAUGACAUCACUGCAUCUAUGUCUUCUGCAUCAACUGAGUUCCUUGGAUUGCAGUUUCAGCGAAGGUCUCCAUCACAGCUGUAUGGAAAACUGUUCAGUCAUUACCUGUCUACUCCUGAGAGGGAUACUGAUGUUUUCAUUGCCAAAGCCAUAAUGAGAAACUCUCAGAAGUUAAUCUUACAGAUGUCAUGGAAUUGGGACCUCCUCCAUGAAAUGAUUGAGGAGACCAAGGACAGGCUUCCUGCUAUGACCAAUGCUGUGCUCAAGUUAUAUCACACCACGCACUUUGGCUUUGACCUCAACCGUGGCAACAUGAAGCUGAAAAACACAGUUUCCAAUGUCAUGGAGAGAGCCUAUCAUGAGGUUCCUAUUUCUUUUAACACACUGCAGAGUUCAGUCAAAGAUGUUGGGGAUCAAGGAAAGGACAUGUACAGGAAGGCCUCUGACAGCCUGAUGUCCACAAAUGUGCAGGUUGUUAUAGACAGGUUUGCUUGUCAGGUUAGACAAGCCUUGAAAUGCAGUGAAGACCAGAUUUAUGUCUUGCUAGAUGCAGUCACUCAGUUUUUGAGUGACACAAAGUUCACAGUGCCUGGAUCUGAAGAGAAGCUCUCAAGCCUGGAGAUGUUCCAGCAAGCUCAUCGGUCUGUAUCAAAAGCCACUGACGGGGCAAUUCAAAGGUUUGCCAGCCUCAUGGAGAAGAUUUCUAGUUUAAUCAGGGGAAUGGAUUUCACAAUACUGGGAACUGGUGUUGUUGUUAAUGGAAAUGAGAUCAUGGAUAAACUGAAGUUUUCUACAAGCUUCUAUGAUCAGCUAAGACAGUCACUGCAUAGGAGGUUCAGUUUGCUUCACAAGACAGUUAAUAACCUCUUCGAGGUGACUGCUGAAAAAGGCGAGAAUUUAAUCACCUACUUACAAGAUGAAAAUGUCGAAAUUAAUUCUCAAAUUGAGUUCAUCUAUGCACAGGUUCUGCAGUCUUCAAAACAGCAUAUUGAGGAAGCAAAGAGACAUAUGGCUGAGUAUAAAGACCAUACAAAAUUGAAGAUUAAAGAGGCUUAUAAUGCUUUAAUUAUGGAGUGUGUAAAUAAAAAUACCAAGGAGUUUAUCAGUAUAUUGCAGUGACAUUUGUAUGGAGGACUUAAUGAAAGCGUAGACCUAAUGAAAAGGGCAUCUAAGAUCACAGCAACACACAUUAGGGUGAGCAAUAAAAAGACUGAUCUCGAAAUUCCCUUACCCUUCCUUUGGAAGUUUUUCAGUGAAUGGCCAAUGCAGUCUAGACAAUGAAUCAUUUAUCUCUUAAUAACAUGGUUUUAAUCUGGCUGACCAGAUUUGUAAGCCUCUCUGAAAAAAUGACUUUUUGUUUGAUGCCAAUAAAAAUUUGUUUAAGAGUGUUCUAACUCACAUGAAACAUGUAAUAGUUAUUCUUAUGUGAUAUUUCUUUAAAUUUUACGAUUUAUACAAUUAUGACCUACCAACGUUUAACUUUGUAACUGAAAAGUUACUGUUUGAUUUUUGUGUUCAAUUAAACAAUAACGAAUAUGGAUUUUUGUUUGUCAUACUGUCUCAACAUGUCCGUUGAUAUGAAAAAAUUGUUGCAAAGGGAGAAAUUU
Molecule: messenger RNA, 10871 nt
Organism: Xiphias gladius (swordfish)
Lineage: Eukaryota; Metazoa; Chordata; Actinopteri; Istiophoriformes; Xiphiidae
Gene: apoba
Product: apolipoprotein Ba
Biological process (GO): triglyceride mobilization; cholesterol transport; lipoprotein transport
Cellular component (GO): mature chylomicron; very-low-density lipoprotein particle; low-density lipoprotein particle
Molecular function (GO): low-density lipoprotein particle receptor binding; cholesterol transfer activity
Source: RefSeq, a predicted model, not a curated record